Kwoniella mangroviensis CBS 8507 is the source of this 666-nucleotide messenger RNA. RefSeq lists its product as uncharacterized. NCBI's taxonomy places the organism in Eukaryota, Fungi, Basidiomycota, Tremellomycetes, Tremellales, Cryptococcaceae. Bases 1 to 666 code for a protein of 221 amino acids. The record is from RefSeq and is a predicted model, not a curated record. The transcript has a single exon.
AUGACUUCAACAACAUACCUCAACGAUUCCUCAUACCGAUCGAUUUCCAAAUCCAAAGGACACCACUCCGCCAAUUCCGACGUAUUCGACCACCAUCUAUUGAACCAAUUCAACUCUAGACUAGAAACAGAGUACCUUUUACGAACCAAGUCCAAGCACAAAAAGCCCCAUUCUCAUUCUCAUAACAAAAAAUUUGAAGAGCGACAUCCCAAAGCAUUCAAUGCGAUGUUCAUUGGAUCUACCGUAUUGUUAGCAGGAACCUGGGGAUAUUGCAUGUACGAAUUAUUCAAUAACUACGAUUCGAGAUCCGAAGGAUUAUCUGCGGGAUGUAAUUCCACGUCAGUAUGGAAUAAAAUGAAGACUUAUGAAAAUUAUAUCGAAGGUUUGAAGGAGGAUCAUCCGGAUUGGAAUAUUACUAUACCGGAUGUAGAUGAUGAGGAGUCUAAUGAAAAUCGGAAGAGCAAGAGAAGUUUGUGGAAGCUCGAGGAUGUGGAUACGAUUGUUGAGGACGUUCUGUCUUCUACGUUGCCUGAGGACGGGAACAACAAUGGCAAUGGUCAGUUUGACAUGGUAUGGACAGAUUCCAAGAAGACUGAAGGAGAUGAAAGGUUUUUGGAAUCGGGUGAGAGCGUAGAAUCAAAAAUUCCUAUUGUGUUCACAGCGUGA